GAUGUGCUGACGGGCUCUAGUAGCGACAGUGACCCACUGAGCUCUGGAGACCACUGAACUAGCUCGUGUUCUGCACGUCAGACUUGCAACCACUUUCGAGUUUUCUCAAACCCGUCCGACAGAUGCCGAGGCGAUUGCUUCACUCUUCGCGCUUUCAUGGUUGUCGCCUUUCACGCGUUUGCAGUUUGGCAAAAUCGAGCCACAUCAGCUGGUGACCACAAUGUUACCCCGCAUCACAGUGCAGUUGGUAAAGCUACCGGGGAGCGGCAACAAAGACCUUAUCAUGGCGUUCACUCUGGGCCUACGGCCAAGCCACCUGCUAUAAGCGUUAUUAGCGACCAUAGAUCAAACUGGCGAUGGCGUGAGUGUAACAGUAGCCAUUCACUCGGUGUUAUCAUUGCUAUUGUCUUUGUAUCUUUUGACAUAGUCGCCUUGCCUGCUUGUCAUCUUGACCGAUUGGACGAAUAGGGGACCAAGGUGAUAGAUUCUGCGAUUUCGCUGGAGAGGGGAGUGCUCUCUCAAAG
Molecule: messenger RNA, 524 nt
Organism: Didymella exigua CBS 183.55
Lineage: Eukaryota; Fungi; Ascomycota; Dothideomycetes; Pleosporales; Didymellaceae
Exons: 2
Coding region: 157-468 (103 amino acids)
Source: RefSeq, a predicted model, not a curated record